Neodiprion virginianus is the source of this 894-nucleotide messenger RNA. RefSeq lists its product as uncharacterized. Lineage: Eukaryota; Metazoa; Arthropoda; Insecta; Hymenoptera; Diprionidae. The transcript has 2 exons. The coding region runs from base 1 to 894 and encodes 297 amino acids. Gene Ontology annotation, molecular function: nucleic acid binding. The record is from RefSeq and is a predicted model, not a curated record.
AUGGCCGACGACGAUCAGUCAACAAGGACGGUACAAAAGGCGGUCGAGCGUGCCGUUACAGGCGUUGUGGCGUUAGUCACAACAAUGCUGGAUAUAUGGAUAAUAAACAAUUCAAAGGCCGAUAUUCCGAAAGCUCGAAAACAUCCGAUAAUAUUGCCAUCUCGACACUACAUAACGAUCAUUAAGAAGCUGAUCAUUAAGAAAGGACACGUCCGGCUGCAGCAGUGUGGUUCGGAGAACUUAUUGUGUUCGCUACGAUCCAAAUACUGGAUAUUGAGUGGUAGAAGAGAAGCAAGGAAGGUCAAGAGUAGUUACUUUCAAUGCUUCCGAAGUAAACCAAAGAUUCCAGAAGUCAUGAUGGGAGAUCGACCGAGCGAGCGUGUUCAUAGAUACCUAAGACCGUUCACUACGACAGGCGUAGAUUAUGUAAGGCCACUGCAAGUACGAGAAAAUCGUCGACGUGGUAGAGUUCACUCUUCAAAGGCGAGGAUCGCUGUGUUCACCUAUUUCGCUAUAAAGGCAAUUCAUUUGGAACUCCUCACAGAGUUAACGACAGAAGCGUUUUUGGCAGGUCCACGGAGGUUUGUUGCUCGCAGAGACAUUUGCUCGAAAAUUAUCUCCGACAACGGUACUAAUUUUGUUGGAGCAGCGCAACAAUUGAAAAAAGUAUUCGAGUUUUUGAAAAACGAAAACAAUGUGAUAUCAAAGCAUCUCUCUCGACAAAAAACUGACUGGAAGUUCAUUCCACCCAAAACACCGCAUUUUGGUGGUUUGUGGAGGACGGCCGUCAAAGCGACAAAACGAUAUUUAAAGACGGUUACGAAGGGCAUGGUUCCCACGUUCAAGGAAUAUUACACUCUCUUAGUCGAAAUUGAAUCAAUCUCUAGCUUCUGA